Molecule: messenger RNA, 933 nt
Organism: Mycotypha africana
Lineage: Eukaryota; Fungi; Mucoromycota; Mucoromycetes; Mucorales; Mycotyphaceae
Product: NADP-dependent oxidoreductase domain-containing protein
Exons: 6
Coding region: 1-933 (310 amino acids)
Cellular component (GO): cytosol
Molecular function (GO): aldose reductase (NADPH) activity
Source: RefSeq, a predicted model, not a curated record
AUGGUCUGCCAAAAAUACUUUACUCUAAAUAAUGGUGCACAAAUGCCCGCUGUCGGUUUGGGUACAUGGCAAUCUUCUGAAAAAGAUGACACCGUCUAUAAAGCAGUUAAGGCAGCUCUUGCUGCUGGUUACCGCCACAUCGAUACUGCCAUGAUGUAUGGCAAUGAAGCUGAAGUAGGUCGCGGUAUCCGUGAUGGUCUUAAGGAAAAUGGACUUAAGCGUGAAGAUGUUUUUGUCACCACCAAGCUCGCUCCCAUCGAUGCUCGUCCAGAAUACGUCCCUCGUGGUUUUGAAGAUUCUUUCAAGCGUCUCGACAUUGGUUACAUUGAUCUUUAUUUAAUGCACUGGCCUGUUGCCAUGAACCCUGAGACGCGUCAAUUAUUUCCCUUGCGACCCGACGGUUCCCGUGACGUGGAUGAAGAAUUGAAAGGACGUUUUGAAAUCACCUGGGAAGCUAUGGAGAAGUUAUUGGAUACUGGUAAAGUCAAGUCAAUUGGUGUCGCCAAUUUCUCCAUCCCUAACUUGGAGCGUUUGUUAAAGACAGCGAAGGUCGUCCCUGCUGUCAACCAAAUUGAACUUCAUCCUUAUUUGCCUCAAUUCAAAUUGGUGGAAUUCUGUAAGUCUAAGGGUAUUCAUUGCUCUGCUUACUCCCCUCUAGGCUCCACUCAAUCUACUUUGUUCGAAGAUGAAACACUUGGUAAGAUUGCCAAGUCUUAUAACGUCUCCCUUGCUCAAAUUUUGAUUUCCUGGGGAGUUACCCGUGGCAGUGUUUUGCCCAAGAGCGUCCAUCCAGAGAGAAUUGCUUCCAAUAUUGAAACCGUUGAAUUGAAGGAUGAGGAAAUUCAAGCUAUCAAUGACAUUUCCAAGACAACCACAAAACGUUUCAUCAGACCCAACUGGGGUGUACCUGUCUUUGAUGAAGAUUUCGAGUAA